Tetrahymena thermophila SB210 is the source of this 464-nucleotide messenger RNA. RefSeq names its product regulator of chromosome condensation (RCC1) protein. The record is from RefSeq and is a predicted model, not a curated record. The transcript has a single exon. The annotation marks the transcript as partial. NCBI's taxonomy places the organism in Eukaryota, Ciliophora, Oligohymenophorea, Hymenostomatida, Tetrahymenidae.
AUGAACAGUGCAUUUUAAGGCUUAAUUAAAAAAUUAGCUCUUGAAAACAAUGAAAUCAAUGAAUAAAUUUUAAAAUCUUUGUCACAAACUUCCACCACAUCAAAAUAACUUGAUGAACGGAGCAAUAACACUUUCACCUCUUCUGGAAAAGUUUUAAUUACAAACCCAAGCGAUGCUAGCAUGGCUAUUGUAGAAAAUUAGAAUUUUUUUACACUUGAAACAAAUCCUUAUACAAAUAAUCCUAGCUAGAAUAUAAACAGUCAAAAUCAAAACUAAAAUUACUAAUAAAGCUCUCACUAACAUUUUUCAAGAGACAAUAUAAAUGGGAUAGAUUUUAAUUCAUCUUAGUGCUGCUUCUAAUAAGAAUUAAAUGAAAUAGAGUUAAGAAACAAUUUAAUGCAUCAAUAAUUUGAUAAGCAGCAAAAAAGUAUAUAAGAAUAUUUAUAAAACAUGAAGUCAUGUGA